Messenger RNA from Rotaria sp. Silwood2, 543 nucleotides. The record is from the annotation of a GenBank genome assembly. NCBI's taxonomy places the organism in Eukaryota, Metazoa, Rotifera, Eurotatoria, Philodinida, Philodinidae.
AUGCAUUUAAAUUUAGUGAGUAGUUUUAUUCAACUUGAGAAAGAAAUCACUUUUCUCGAUCAUGAUCAACAGAUUCCAGUUACCUAUCAUAACUUUAUCAUAGUAAAUAAAAAAUUUAAAAAUACAGGUUUAACGAUAACAUUAUUCGAAUACUUCUAUCGUGGAAUGCAAGAACGAAAGCAACGACAACCACAAUUGUCUUUACUCACCUACUAUGUCACAGCAACACCAUCUAUCAUCUAUCAAACAGAUAAAGUAUUCUUAAAUAUGGUUCCGUCAAUCAACAAUUAUAAUCGUAUGAUAUUUACUGAUCAAGAAUGGCAUAUAGCUAAUGAACUUCGAAAAUUGAGAAAUUGGCCCACAGGUGUGAAAUCUUCGAACGUUAAUCCAUUUGUUUUAAAAGGUAUCAUGAAAUCACAUUAUACGACACAUGAACAAAUGAGAAUUGACAAGAUUGGGAAGAAGACCAAUUAUAAAAUUUUUCAAGAUUUAGGUAUUGAUGAAAGUAAUGGAGAUCAAUUGUUAAGAUUUGCUUUUGUUUAA